GAAUUGUUUGCGAGUUAUCAGGCAUUGGAUAUUUUAAAAAUGUAUUUUGACAAUAGCUAUAAGGAAGUUUAAAAAAAGAUUGACUAAUGAUAGAGCAUGGAGUUUAAACAAUAGAUUUAUUGGCUAUAAACUUUCACUGUUAAAUAUUACAAGAUCCUGUAACAUCAUGCUUCUACCAACCAAGAUGUACUCAGCAAUCCUGACAAGCCUCCAUGUUACCCUGAUCAAAAACAAUGGGCGAACCUUACCAAGAACAUUUAACUGCUUUCCCAUAAUAAUUUCCUUCCCACCCGAAAUAAUUUUACCCACAAUACCAGUGAAAGAGCAAUUAUUCACCAAUUUACCCGCAUACCAAAGAUAGAACAGUAUUUAAUAUCAUGGAUGAAAACAAGAAUUAUUCUGCUGUUGGCAGGCCAGUGCAGUUAUAUACAAGUCUAUCAUUUUUGUUAACAUUUUGAUUUUGAGAGUUCAGGAAAAUGUAAUUUCAUUUAUAGAUCAGAGUCAACAUUUUUAUAAGGACUUUUGUUUUAAAUUAUUCAAAAUGAUAGGUUACUAUCCAAAUUCUAUGUCUGAAACGUUGUUUCGUCCUCAGGAUCGUAUUGGUCUGCUUAAGGCAAGAAAGAAAACGAAAAAAGCGUCGGAAUCCUCUGGUCAUGCUGAUGAAGAGCAAAAAUUCAUAAAUCAGGAAGAAGAAUUUUCUCGUUCGGUCGAUGUGUCAGCACAACGUAAUAGAUCGGUAUCUGCUGAUUCUGACACUAGUUCUUUCGUUCAGUCGGUUAUUGUUGUGCCGUCUUCCAGCUCUGAUGGGAAAUACACAGUAUACACGGGUGUUCAUGAUAAUAUACCUGCAUCUAGAUUGGCUGUAGAAUCUGAAUCGAAGCGCGCAUCAUUUUUAUCGUCAUUACAAUAUGGUCAUAAUAUAAGUAACCCAGAAUUACGACAGCAUAGAUUUGAAAAUGACAAUUCAGACUGGGCAAUGAGAAAACUAAGUUUAACAAGUAGACUCAAACGGAAUAGUUCUAGUGCAGGGAGCAGGCUCUCCUCAUCGGAUAAUCUCUCAGGAAAUUUUCGUAAUGAUAAAUGUCAGUGUGGCCAGUAUCAUUCACAUGUGUUCAAAUCGCAACGAAACAGACUGUCAAAAAUUACAGUGCCAAAACUAGAAGAACAUUUACCAGGUAAGAAGACUGCAGACAUGUCACAAGGCAAUGAAAAUCAGGAAGUCAUUUCAGACAUAUUUUGGAAAGCAUCGCUUAGUUUCACUGAAUAUAAGCAUGGGUGCAACUUGGUGGAGUUUAAGAGCUUAUGGCCACCAACAUCUACCAUCAGAAGUUUACUUCAAGAAGGAAUAGAGGAUAUAGGUUUGAGAGGUGCAUUAUGGGAACUGUGUCUGCUUGUAAUGGUUGAUGGUCCAGUUUCUGUGCUUCAGGCGCUCUUGGAAAUGAAAUAUAUUAGGCAGGAGUAUCAGUAUGAAAAUGAUCCAGGAUUGCUUCACGUAGCAUGUGUUCUACAAAACUUGGAAGCUGUACAACUUCUUACUCAGUUUGGAGUAUCCUCGAAAGUCAAAGAUAAAUCAGGUAAAACAGCUGAAGAAGUUUGUUUAUGCCCAAAGAUAAGGAAGCAGUUAAAUACAAAACUCCAGGCAUCAUUCCGUGCCGACAGAAAUAAGGUUCAAACUGCACUGAAACCCGGGCUUCAAGAUAAAGAUGUUAUUUUUAGAUUAGCCUCCAACCCAAAAUGCCUGUAUGAGCUGCAGAAGAAAUUACAGACAUUUGAUUUUCAUGUAAAUGGUGAGACAAAGGGUGGAGAUUAUCUUGUGCAUGUGAUUGCCAAAUCAGGGAUAUGUCAGCUGCCACUGUUGAUGUCAUUGGUACGUCUGCAGCAAGCAGACGUCAAUCUGUGUAAUGCAGAUGGAAUGACUCCACUGAUGAUUGUUGCACUGGAUGGAGACAGCAACUUUUGUGAUACCCUGAUGUGCUUGAUGGGAGCAGACCCGAAUAAACAGAAUGAGAAGAAUGGUAGAACAGCAAUACAUUAUGCUGUCAUGAAUAACCAUGUUAAUGUUGUCAAUUGUCUUGUGAAACGUGGAGCAGACGUCAAUUUAGAGGACAAAGACAGGUGUCGUCCAGAUGAUGCUGUGUUGCCAGGCAACGAGGCCGGAGACUGUCGACAAAUCAUACAGUUACACAGAGUGCAAAGAUGUCAGCAACUCAGUGAGAUGGUCAGAGAUGCAUAUAAGCUUGAAGUAGAUACUUGUGCAUGGUAUAUGGCUGUUGAAAAUAAGGAUGCUGUUUAUCCGAUAGAUUUGCGUUUGACAGACCUGUCUGUGGUAGACUCGGAUUACAACACCCUUAUCAUGGUAGCUGCAGUAAAUGCGAAGGUUCACAACUUGGAGACAUUACUUGGUGUAUGUACAGAUACAAUCAAUGCCCAGCAUUCACAGACUGGUUUAACUGCACUGUCUAUGGCUGCGAAGGCAGGACAUGAUGCAUGCUGUAAUAUUCUACUGAGUCAUGGGGCUUGUGCUAGCAUACAGGAUAUGCAGGGAUAUCUGGCUAUACAUCAUGCAGUCCUUCAGAACCAUGAGAAUGUUGUUGAUGUGUUCAGAGAACAUACUCCUUCAGCUUCUGUGGGACUAUAUAAAAGUUUGAGGUUGUGUAGAAAAUCCUCCAUCCAUGAAAAAUUAACAGAAAUGUUUGAAAAGAGACAAGAUCAGAUUAUAAUCCCUCAGCUAAGAUUGUCUGCAAUGGAUGGAAAUGCUGAAAAACUCUUCUGUAUACUAGAGGAGGGUGACAACGUCAAUUCUAAGAGUGACCUCAGCAGUCAGCCAGUAUUAUUUGUUGCCGUAGAGAACAGUCAUGUUGAGGUUGUCAAGCUUCUUGUUGAGAAAGGUGCAGACUUGAAGAAGAGGGAUGCCAGGACUGGUAAUACAGUAUUACAUGUUUCAUCUCAGACUGGGCACUUAGAAACUGCAAACUAUUUACUGCCAUUCUGUAAAAAGUCACAGAACCAGUCAAGUUCUAAAAAUAGACUGGACAUCAAUGCAGUAAACAAUGAUAAGAGAACAGCAUUGCAAAUAGCAGCAGAAAAAGGUUAUAUAAAAUUGACCAGUCUGCUGAUUGAGUGUGGGGCCACAACAGCUAUAUUGGACCCAAAGGGCACACUGUUUACCUCACCUGAGUUUGAAGGGGCCAGGGUUCUCAUAGAGGGCCACAGGAAUGAGCAUACACAGGCUGUGAUGAAAUUAGUAGCUGACAAGUCAAAGAAAGCUCCUUUCUUCCUUUCAAAGAUCUGGGUGUCUCGAUUUGAUCACAAUCUCAGGGACAAGAAUGGUGACACUCCACUGAUGGUAGCAUGCCGGUUUGGGCGACUAGAGACGGUCAAGUUUCUGUUACAAUCAGCAGUUUAUGCAAACCAGAUCUCAGAUGAUGAUUCGGAUCACUCUGACACAGACUCGGGUGUACCGGACCUCCCACCAUGGAAGUCACAUGUGGAAUCAGUGAAUCAUGAGGAGUUAAUGAAGACAUUGGAGAAGUCAGGGGACCAUGAUAAUCUUCCAUUAGGGGCAACUUGUGACUUGGCGAGGCCUCUGAGUCUGAACCCCAGUGAUAUGGUAAAUACAUUACCUGGACCAGUGGUUACAGAGAGAGGACAAAACAAAGUGACCUCCUACCUCACUGACGUGGAGAGACCCAAGGGACUUUAUAUAUAUCAUGAUGGAAUAGUGAGCCACAUUUGUGCAGUGAAUCUGUUUGACGGGAACACUCCACUACAUCGUACUAUAGAAGGUGGGGACUACAGUGUCAUAGCAACCAAUCUGGUUGAAGCAGACGGAGCUGUAAUAAACAUGCAAAAUGAUGCGGGUCUUACACCAGUCCAUCUUGCUUGUAAACUUGGCAGGAAAAAAAUCCUUGAAAAAUUACUGACUGUAAAUGGUAUAGAUCUAAAUCUGCUUACGCUGAACGGCCAUCUACCUGAAGAAAUAACGAAUAAUAAAACCCUCAUUAAAAUGGUGCAGAAGGCACGGAAAGGACAGCCUGUCAGACAGCGCCAGGUCCCUGUGGAAGGACAAGCUGGGAGUGUCAGGACACUGACGGAGUCCUUACCAUCAGUCAAAAGUUUUGGGGGCGGAUCCACAAUAAACUUUGAUAAAAUCAAUGAUAUAUAUCAUUCAUUGAGACAACCUCCAAGGGCAGGAGAAUAUAUAGCAUAAUAUUUCUUGAUUGUGAUCAAUGACUGAGUAAUUACAGCAGGUCUUAUGUGAUCCAAGCAGAGAUCUCUUUCUGCUUUUACAUUCUUUAGCAGAAUAAAUUAUCUUUUUUCUCCCACAAAUUGUGCAGUCCAACAGAAAAUAAUUUUCAUAAUUUAAUGGUGCUAAUCCUCAGUGUAUUCAUCAAAAAGGGGGUAUGUUUCCCACCUACCUCUUCAAAAAUGAAAAUUAUUAGAGGUUUAGAUAGCUGUGUCCAACAUGAAAUAAGACUGAAAUAAAAUAAUGUGUGUAACCAAAACAAAUGUUAGUCAUUCUAAUGCAUGGAUUUGUUGCAAAAUCCAUUGUACAAACAUCAAUGUAGGUAAUUAAUGUAUUCUUGUGAUCAUUUUAAGGAAAAUGUUUGAUACUUUAAUGAUAUGGCUGUGAUGGCCUUCCAUAUAUGUAAGGUACUCCUAUUAUAAAUAACUAAUAAGGCAAUCUAAAAUUACCUGGAAAUGAUUCUUCAGAUCUGUCCGAGAACUAUGGAAAGGAAAGUCUGCCAUAAUUGCUUGAUGCAUGGAGCUAAGAACAGGACUCCAGGGAAUAAUUAAACGGCAAACAUUUGUGAUUAUCAUUUUCAUUGUACAAUUGUUGAAUGCUUUCACACAUGAAAUCUGUUUUACAUGCAAAAGGACCAAGAUUUCAGUGUUUUCCAGUGGUGUGUAAAAUCGGCAGUCUUUACUUUUUUUUCAUUAUACAUCACUUAUUCAGUGUACAUUUGUAUACGUAAUAAAUGUGUGAAAUACUGUAUGCUUCUGUUCUACCAAGGAUUGAUGCCAAGCUUCAGAAGUAUUGCAACAUCUCUGCAACAGAACUUGUGCAUAGUUAAAUUUUGUUCAGAUGUCAGUAUGUGCAAUAUUUAAUCUGUGAUGGCAUUGUUUUUUUUUUAAUGGUGAAGAAAUCUGUAGAAUGCAAGUCGAGUUUAAUACAUAUCAUUACGUAGAAUAUUUUACUCAGAUGAUUCUUUUGUACAGUAUUUUCUUAUAAUCGAAAGUUUCAUAAUGUAAAAUGUUAUUUCAGCGCAUGAAGUGAUUGGUACAUUUAUACAUGGGUUUUUCUUGAUUAUUUCCCUGGGGGAACCUCACCGAUUCCAAAAAUCUUCUUUGAGAAGUAGUUUGUUUGCAGUACAGGAGUUUCAGGAGUGCCAAGGAGACGAGACAAAUUGUUAUUGCAGAUAAAGUUGUGAAAAUGGGCACUUGAUCUAUGUACAAAAAAUAAAAUGCUAUAAAAAAAAAGUCAGUAAAUACCUUACCAUAUUGAAAGAGGACUGCUUGAUAACCUAAUUUUCACUUACUCAUUGCCAAAGAAAAAAAUGGCUGCCAUUUCGAUUAUGGUAGAUUUUGAAAGGUUCAUAACUUUUUCAUCUUUAAUACUAUUUUGACACUGAAAAUAAUUUACAAAGACCUGAUGGAUAGAAUGAACAUAAAAGCAUCGUUACCUUUCCCUUUAAUAAGGUUAUUUCAUGAAUGAACAACAGAAGGUCGGGAAUUCCAAUCUAUUGACAUUUUUAGGUAUUUACACAGCUAUUUUUACUAACUUGCACACAUUCCAGGGAAAAAAACUGUAGUUGAGAGACAGUUCAUUUGUGGUUCCACUGUAUACUUUUGUUACAUAUGCAUCCCGAUUUCUCACUCUUUUUACAGGAAUAUUUCUGUGUUUGUAUUAGGAAGACAUUUGUCAAAAAUAAUCAGGGACUGUUUGUUUUACAGAUGUAUAUAUCGGUUUAGGGAGCAUGUUCAAUUUAAUAUUUUUUGAUUUGAUUUUAUGUAAGAUUGCAUUAUGCCACUAAGUUUUAUAUUGUUUGUGCAAUAUUGAUGUUAAAAUGAUACCAAACACUAAUUAACAUUAAUUAAAGAUUUUGAUAUAGUAAGUUUAUUUAUAUAUAAUUAUGAUAUAACUUAAGAAUGUUUUAAUAUUAUUUGACAUUGCAGUAGAAACUACAAACAGCCCGCCCGCUUAGCUCAAUAGUAAGUGUGCAGAUCUACGGAUCGCAGUCUCGAGUUCGAUCCUCGGGCGAGGCGUAUGUUCUCUUUUCUGUAUGUUCUCACAAUUUGAUAACAGACAUUGUGUCUAAAAUCAUUCGUCCUUUACCUCUGAUUUAUGUGGGAAAAUUGGCAGUUACUUUCAAAGAACAGGUUUGUACUGGUACAGAUUCCAGGAACACUAGUUAGAUUAACUGCCAGCCGUUGCAUAACUGAGAUACUGUUGAAAAAUGGUGAUAAACACAAAAGAAACUAGAGAUGCUUUUGAGAAAAAAGCACAUGUCUCCCACAACUGCCCAAUAAAAAAAGACUAGUUUCUCUGGAUGGUCUAGACGAAUGGAUCUAAUCAGUAAUUCAAGGGCCAUAAUUCAAAAGUGCCUAAGCGGAUUUGGCUAGUUAUCGAACUUAGCCGAGAUCUUAUGGUCAAACACAUUUUGUUCAAGUUUGGUGAAGAUCCGAUGAGAAAUGUUCGACUUGAGUGCAGACAAGCUUUGUGACAGUGCUGCCCAAUGAAAAAUGACUAGUUUCUCUGGAUGAAUGCAUCCAAUCAGUAAUUCAAGGGCCAUAAUUCAAAACUGCCUAAGCGGAUUUGGCUAGUUAUCGAACUUGGCCGAGGUCUUAUGGCCAAACACAUUUUGUUAAAGUUUGGUGAAGAUCCAAUGAGAAAUGUUCGACUUGAGUGCAGACAAGCUUUGUGACAGACAGACACACACACACACAGACAGACAGACUGGAGUAAAUCAGUAUGUCUCUCACACCACUGUGUGGUGGGAGACAUAACUAUAAAACAAUUUUUAGGGUUUUUUUUAACUUUCUUUGGUUGAAGCUUUAUAGCUCACCAGAGCACGAAGUGCUCAAGGUGAGCUUUAUUGAUCGCCCUGUGUCCAUCAUCAACAGUUUGACUGUUAACACUCUAGAGGUCACAAUUUUGGCCCAAUCUUAAUGAAACUUGGUCAGAAUGUUACCCUCAAUAAAAUCUUGGACGAGUUCGAUAUUGGUCAUCUGGGGAUUAAAAUCUAGGUCACCAGGUCAAAUAAAAGAAAAGCUUGUUAACACUAGAGGCCACAUUUUUGACCCUAUCUUUGUGAAACUUGGGUCAGAAUGUUUACCUUGAUGACCUCUAGGCCAGGUUCAAAAACUAGGUCACUCGGUCAGAUCAAAGGAAAAGCUUGUUAACACUCUAGAGGCCAUAUUUAUGACCCAAUCUUCAUGAAACUUAGUCAGAAUGUUUAUCUUGAUGAUUCCGAGACCAAGUUUGAAUCUGGGUCAUGUUGGGUCGAAAACCAGGUCACUAGGCCAGAUCAAAGGAAAAUCUUGUUGACACUCCGAGACCACAUUUUAAGUUUGAAACUCAUGAGAACUAGUCAGAAUGUUUGCCUUGAUGACCUCUAGGUCAAGUUCGAAUCUGGGUCAUGUGGGGUAAAAAACUAGGUCACCCAUUCAAAUUAAAGGAAAAGCUUUUUAACACUCUAGAGGCCACAUUUAUGACCCUAUCUUCAUGAAACUUGGUCAGAAUGUUUAUCUUGAUGACCUUUAGGCCAAGUUUGAAUCUGGGUCAUGUGGGAUACAAAACUAGGUCACCUGGUCAAAUCAAAGGAAAAGCUUGUUAACACUCUGUGGGCCACAUUUUUGAUUCAAUCUUCAUAAAACUUGGUCAGAAUGUUUGGUAUCAUGAAGUCUUAAGUAUGAUUUCGACUCUGGGUCAUGUAGGGUCAAAAACUAGGUAAAAUCAAAGGAUAAGUUUGUUUAUACUCUAGAGGCAAUUUUUUUUCUCCAAUCUUCAUGAAACUUUGUCAGAAUGUUUGUUUUUAUGAAAUCAUGGACGAGUUUUAAUCUGGAUCAUGUGGGGUCAAAAAAUAGGUCACUAGGUCAAAUGAAAGGAAAUGCUUGUUUACACUCAGGCCACAUAUUUUGGUCCAAUCUUAAUGAAAAUUGGUCAGAAUGUUUGUCUCCAUGAAAUUUCGGACAGGUUAAAAAUUAGCUCCUGUUGGGUAAAAAUCUAGGUUACUAGGCUAAAUCGAAGAAAAAAACAGUAGAGGCCACAUUUUUGCUCCAGUCUUCAUGAAACUUGGUCAGAAUGUUUAUCUCCUUGAAAACUCAGACAAAUUUGAAACUUGUCACGGGGUUUCAAAAGCUGGGUCACUAGGUCAAAAAUGUAUGUUAUGUUUUGUAACUCUGGUGAGCUACCUAGGGCCAUCAUGGCACUCUUGUUUAUCCCCCCGCCAAAGGCGAAGGGGAUAUUAGAAAUGCUCUCCGUCCGUCCGUCCGUGCGUCCGCAACGAUCUUUGUCCGGAGCAUAACUCCAAAAGUACUGGAGGGAUUUUCUUCAAACUUCAUACACUGAUAGAACACAUUGGGAGGAAGUGCAGUGUGCAAGAACAAUAACUCUACCUUGCCUAUUUUUUGAGUUAUUCCCCUUUAUCAUAUUUUCUUCAAAAAAUUUGUCCGGAGCCUAACUCCAAAAGUACUAGAUGGAUUUUCUUCAAACUUCAUACACUGAUAGAACACAUUAGGAGGAAGUGCAGUGUGCAAGAACAAUAACUCUACCUUGCCUACUUUUUGAGUUAUUCCCCUUUAUCAUAUUUUCUUUAAAAAAAUUGUCCGCAGCAUAUCUUUUUCAUGCAUGGAGGGAUUUUGAUAUAUCUUGCCACAAAUGUUCACCACCACGAGGUGGAGUGUCAUGCGCAAGAACCAGGUCCCUAGUUCUAAGGUCAAGGUCACACUUAGAGGUCAAAGGAUACAAGAAUGAAAACCUUGUCCGGAGCACUUCUUCUUCAUGCAUAGAGGGAUUUUGAUAUAACUUGGCACAAAUGUUCACCACCACAAGACAGAGUGUCCUGCGCAAGAUCCAGGUCCCUAGGUCUAAGGUCAAGGUCACACUUAGAGGCCAAAGGUCAGAUUCAAGAAUGACUUUGUCUGAAGCAUUUCUUCUUCAUGCAUGGAGGGAUUUUGAUGUAACUUGGCACAAUUAUACACCAUCAUGAGAUGAAGUGUCAUGCGCAGUUCCCUUCUUUAGAAUUACUUCCCUUUGUUGUUACUUUAAAUAGCUUUUAUUGUAACUUUUUCAUUACUAUGGUAGAGAAAAAUCGAGACCACUUUUCAGUAGUACAACAUGCAUGCUACAUCCAAUUUUGAGGUGUAUUUUGACCAAUCUCUACCUAGUAACGAUUUUUGUGUGGACUUACAAUUUUUUUUUUUUUUUUUUUUUUUUUUUUUUUAAAGAUUAACUUCCAUUAGUUGUUACUAUAAAUAACUUAUGUUGUAACAUUUUUAUAAUUGACCACAAGGAAAAAACAAGACCACUUUUCUGUGGUACAACCUGGAUGUUACUUUCCAAUUUUAGGUGUAUAUUAAGACAUCUCUACCUGGUAAUGAGUUUUUUUGUGGACUUAGAAAAACAAAAGACUUACAAUCAUUACUAAACAACCACAAAAUUAAAAUUCCAUUUGCAAAUACAGCUGCUAGUGUAAAGAAAUUUGCUGUGUCGGGCAUAUAUUGUGACAUUCUGGCACUCUUGUUCCCCGUUAGCUUUCCAUUCCUUCUUUUUACAGUAGCCAUAUAGAAAAACAUCAUACAGCUAUACUGUUCAUGAAAAUUAAUAAAAUUUAGCAGUAAACCACCUCACCACUGAAUAAUUCUUUCUUCCACAUCUUUAAAACCCCUGAUGUGGACCACAACUAAAUGGUUUUUCAAAGCUUCUCCCAAAAUGAAUACUUUCAGACACUAACUUGCCAGGAACUUUAGCCUUCAAUUAUAAUAUGCCCGGCGGGGGGAUUGGCCAUGUCUAACAUGGCUCUUGGUUUUCUUAAUUUUGGAAUCUGAGAGUCUGACUUUAUUUUCAUUUUUGUAAAAUAUUCAAGAUCUUUUAAAAUUGAGAUUGGUAAAAGAAUGAUUUUAUUAAAGCCUUUUUUGAGAAAUCAAGUUUAAAAUGAUGUAAAAGGGUUGUUUUGGGUUGAAGUAUCACCAGCGCAGUUUAUGGUGACUUUGAAGCUUUAAUGAUGGAGAAAAUUCCCAUCAUCAGUGUAAACCAGUUUGAAAUGCUGUUAGGUAUUUACAGGAAUCUCAUGAAAUUCUUCACUUCUUUUUCCACUGUUUGGUUUGCAUGUUCUGUAGAAAAAGAUAUUUAUAAGACUAUACCAUUGAAUAUAAAUACAUGUUUCUAAAGAACUCGAAGGGUGUUAGUAAGACUUUUUUAAUUGUUCUUCAUUAUCUUUUAUGAGAUUUUGCGUUUAUUGUAAAAAAAAAAAAGCCCUUUUUUAUUGUUUUUCAUUGCCUGUUUCAGCUGUUUAGGGCUAUUAUCUGAAAUUAGCAGUUUUGGCUCCAUGUUGUGCUUGAUUUACAUGAAACAUUGGGAAAAUAGUAGCCAAAAACAAACAUACAAAAGAUUUAAUAUAAUACUUAGAAAAUGCUUGAUUAAAAAGUUUUAAGUGGAACACAGAAUGAGCAUGAAGUAGGUUUACAGCUUGUAUUAUUUAUUUUGAGAAAAACAAUUUUUACGGCCCCUUCAGGCUUAGAACAUAAACUACAAAAAAAAACUCCAAAUCACACUCCCCCAAUAAACCACAGAUAAAAUUUAAACUAAACUCUAAACUACACUUUUUUUUUUUUUUUUUUUUUUUGCCCAUGUUAUGGAUUGGCGGCGAGUGUGACUUGUUUUCUUAACUUUCUAUUGUUUUUACUGUUUUUAGAAAGUAUUGUAUAUCAUCUGGAAUGAUUUUUAAUUUAUUUGUUAUAUAGGUUUAUAUUACACGUUAUUAAAUAGAACACAAACAUAUUUUGUUAAUUAUCAUUUGUUAAUGUGAAUAAAUAAAUGAAUUUAAAACUGUUGCAUAUUAAGAGAUUAAAUAAAAUAAACAAUUUA
Mercenaria mercenaria is the source of this 11089-nucleotide messenger RNA. RefSeq names its product serine/threonine-protein phosphatase 6 regulatory ankyrin repeat subunit A-like. The record is from RefSeq and is a predicted model, not a curated record. The transcript has 25 exons. The coding region runs from base 542 to 4210 and encodes 1222 amino acids. NCBI's taxonomy places the organism in Eukaryota, Metazoa, Mollusca, Bivalvia, Venerida, Veneridae. Gene Ontology annotation, molecular function: protein binding.